Messenger RNA from Tachysurus fulvidraco (yellow catfish), 2473 nucleotides. RefSeq lists its product as uncharacterized. The record is from RefSeq and is a predicted model, not a curated record. The transcript has 12 exons. Lineage: Eukaryota; Metazoa; Chordata; Actinopteri; Siluriformes; Bagridae. Bases 155 to 1897 code for a protein of 580 amino acids.
UGUUUACAAAACCAUCAACUUCCGGCAGUCACUGAUUGAUUAUUUCAUACUGUUUUAAUAAUUAUAGAAAGCCUUAGCUUUUAUUUUGAAAGCUGCAGGUGGGUUUAUUUGGGUAGCAACCAGAAGCAUCCGCAACAAGACGCACAACUUUAACAUGGCGCUCAGUGCUCAGAUGGGGAAAUGCUCGCUGGACAGUACCUCAUUAAUCAGUAGUGAUCCGGAGAAACGUUCCCCGAAAACACACACCGAGGCUAAUGCCGUUAUUGUACAGAGACUAGAAAAGGAAAAUGCCAAGCUGAAAACGCAGUAUGAAGAACUGAGGUGUCAGUACGUGCAGCUCCUAGAGGAGGCCAAGGAGGAGAAGUUUGAUGAGAGGAGAGUCAAUCUGCUCAAGGCUCAGGUCAUGCAGCUGGAACGACAGGUGAUUUUGCUGUCUGAGGGCUUGAGCUCACAGGUCUGCCGCAGUCAGGAUGUGGAGAAGGCCCUUGAUCCUCUAACACAGAGAUUAAGAUCGCUGAUGCGCCCCGAAAAUCCUGCUGCUGAUGUGCUGAUCACUCGGACAGAGCUUUUACAGCUUUUGGAAAGGUGUGAGGAUGUGAGACAGAAGCUGCACAGAAAUAAUAAGGUCACUUUCCCAGAGGAUUUUGCCAAGCCUUGGAUACUGAGUGGGUCGAAACUCAGCAAGCAGCCCAUCACCCUGCUGGAUCUCUGUUACGGCAAGACCAAUAACCUAAAUCUUCAGCAAGUGAGCGCCCUGGAGUCCAAGCUCAGCCAGCUGUUCAAACACCUGCACGGAAUGAAACAGACCCUCAGCCUCAUCCUGGCUCCUCAACAAGAACCUGACAAUCCUGCAGUACACACGGCUCCCACUGCCGUCUACGCUCGGCUGCUGAACCAGUCGCACCACUGCUGCACGAUCCUGGAUCGUUGCUGCCUCGACCUCCUGACCCUGUCUCUCAUCGUGCCCUCGGCACCCUGGGCCAACCCAGAGCAGUGGGUAAUUCAGGAGCUGGAGGUGGAGAAUAUCCUGGCAGCGCUGCCAGCUUUUCCCCGAGGAGCACCCCUCCAGCGGGCAAGACGCGCCGCCCAGGCCCUGAGCCGAGCCGCCAAUUACUCAGUACUGAUGGCCCAACAGCAGGUGGAAGCUCUUCAGGCAGAGUUGGACUUCCACAGAAGCUUGUACAGCCUGCAGGUCCGGACCAUAGAGGAGCUUGUCCAGGGAAUCCGACAGGCUUAUCGAGCAUUCCAGGAGAACAUCUCUCAGAGUCUGUGUGUUCCACUGCAAGAUGUCCUUUCAUGUUAUGAGGAUCUGAGGAGCACAGCGUCAGAGGCUGCACUUCACCGCUUCCUGUCAGCUUUUAAGAGCAACUUGGCACAAAUACGAGAGGCGGUGGAUGCCUUCGGCCCUUCAAAGAGCGAAGGAGAUGUAGCUCUGGCACAGUAUGGUCACGAUUUCCUGCACACUGUGGAAAAGCUCCUGAAAGAGUGCACAGAGAAGAGAGAGAAAUCAGCAAGUCAGCUGCACUCCCUCCAGCAAGAGCAGCAUCAGGCCGUUCAGACCCUGCACGUCCUGCAAGCCGAGAGGAAGGAAGUGAGCAAAGAGAAGGCCCAGCUCCAAGCAGCACAUCCUGGGAAUGCUCAGAGUCCUGAGACUGAGAGUUCUGCUGCUCGUUCUGGAAGUUUGGGAAAAUCCACAGCUGCACCUAAAGAUCCGUCCACCGCGCAGAGAAACCGAACAAUCCGAAGAGCUCUGUCAGUCCAUGUCACCAGAAACAGCUCGUCUCCAGAGAGGGGGGUCAACCAGAGGCCAGGCAGGGAGGAAGAUAGGCUGAAAAGGAGGAGUUCUUUCAGGAGCAAGAGCAGGAAGGCAGCAGACAGACCUGAGUGGCAAACCUAAACAUGUUGAGAGAAAGUCCAACCUCUCUGUUUUCAUACUACCCGCCUGUCCUGUGAGAGAGUGAGCUCUUGAAUAGUGAGGUGGUUGUGGGGGUACGUCUGGGGGGGGGUAUGUUAUUCCUAAUGCCUGUUAGUAAAGCCUCUCUGGCUACACAACCCUAGUGGUAAUAAAAGCACUUAAAGAGCCUUAUUCCAUCAAUGUCAAGCAAAGUCCACGUCUAUUUCAAGAGGCGAGAGGACAACAAGCCAGGGGGUAUGUUACAGGAUCACACAAUACCACUCUGUUUUUAUUCACUUCCCUCAAAACAUCAAGGCAGGUGUGUUUUUUAAAGUUCAACAGGCUCUGCUCUGAGUAUAAAGCCCAUUUCUGUGUGUUGCUUUUGUUUAGAUAGGAGUUUCCUCUGUGUUUAUUUAAGCCGUAUUGUUUUGUAAGGACCUCAAAAAUGAAACCAAGCUGGCAACAUGACCAGUUUUACCUUGUUAGUUCUUAGUUCGUGCCCCUGAUCAGCUGCUUAACAUGACACAAUUCUUGUUUCUUCCUUAACAAUGCAUCACAAUAAAAAACAAGUAAAAAUGA